Lathyrus sativus (Indian pea) is the source of this 2016-nucleotide messenger RNA. The record is from the annotation of a GenBank genome assembly. Lineage: Eukaryota; Viridiplantae; Streptophyta; Magnoliopsida; Fabales; Fabaceae.
AUGGGUGAUUGUGAUGACAUGAUACUCUCAGAAACAGCAGAACACAUGGUUUCUAUCCAUCCACUUGCUUGUUCUCCGCCACUCUCUAAACCGCGUAGGAAUCGGUCUGAAGCUUGGAAUCACUUUACAAUAGAGUCAGAAACAACAAAGAAAGCUAAAUGCAAUUACUGUGGCUCCUUGAUCAAGUACGAUAAGGGAACAAGUGCCAUGAGAGCUCAUUAUACAAGAUGCAAGGAUAAGGAUGAACCAAAGAACCAUGUUAACAAGAGGCAAAGGUCAGUUUCAUCCUCGACAGAAAAUGUGGAGGGAAAUAUUUGUACUUCUCCUUCAACCCCCAUGUUUGACCAAGAGGCAAUCCAAAAUGUAGUGGUGAAGAUGUUCAUAGAUAUGGAUAUUCCUUUUGAGCGUGUGGAUCAUGCAGGUUUUCAUAAUUUUAUGAGCGUUGUGCUACCAAGAUUUAAGGUCCCCUCAAGCAUUGAAUUAGUUCAUGAUAUUUUGAGACUAUGGGGUACAGAAAAAACAAGGUUGAAGAAGUUUCUUUCUCAAAACUGUCAACGAGUCUGCCUCACCAUUGACAUGUGGACUUCUUCUGAAAACUUUUGUUACAUGUGUUUGACAGCCCAUUUCAUUGACAAUGACUGGAAGAUGAACAAGAAGGUUUUAAAUUUUUCUCAAGUCAUAAGCCACUCACAAGCGGUUAUGGCUAAGAUAGUGGAGCACUGCUUGAAUGAAUGGGGGAUAAAUUAUUUGCUUAGUUUAACGAACGACAGUGUUUCACUUAACGAUGAUGAGACUCCAGAUCUGAAAGACAAGCUUGUGACUCGAGAUAGUUUAGUUCUGAAUGGAGACUACAUUCAUAUGCAUUGUUGUGCGUAUUUUUUGAAUUUGAUUGUGAAAGAAAGUUUAAAGGAGGUUGAUGAUUCUAUUGUGAGAAUUCGUGCUGCAGUGUGGUACAUAAGAUCUUCUCCUUCGAGAUUUUCUAGAUUCAAAGCAUGUAUUGAGCAACAAAACAUUGAAUAUAAAGGUUUCUUUUGUCCAAAUUUUGAAACAAGAUGGGACUCGACAUAUUUAAUGUUAGAUGAUGCAUUGAAACAUCAGAAGACAUUUGAAAAGCUUGAGAUGAAAGAUCUUAAAUAUGUUGAUGAGUUAAAAAAGGGGAAAGGUGUCCCUACAAAUGAAGAUUGGGAAAUUGUACGCUCAAUCCUUCCGUUUUUGAAAUUAUUUUAUGAUGCUACACUACGCAUCUCUAGUUCCUCUUGUGUGACUAGCAAUAUGUAUAUGUUUGAGGUCCUUGGUAUUGGAAUUGCAAUUAAGCAAAUGUGCAAUUCUGAAGAUGUACGUAUAAGUUUAAUGGCCAAAAACAUGAGAAAGAAAUACGAUAAGUUUUGGGGAAAUCCCCGUAGUCUAAACAUGUUGUUGUUGACCGCUCUCGUAUUAGACCCUAGACACAAAGUGAAAUUUGUAAGUUGGUGUGCCGAUAAAAAUUAUAAUGGCGGGGAAGCAACUUAUUUGAUAGAUAAGUUAAGGUCUUGUUUGAACUCCCUUUUUGAAGAGUAUAAUGGUGGGUUGGAGGUGUCUCACACUAACUCUAAAGAAGGCGGUUAUAAUGAUCCAUAUGGCUUCAAUAAAUUUUAUCAAUCAAGUGAAUUCAACAAAUCUGAAUCUGAGUUAAGUAAGUACUUAGACGAAGCCUUAGAGAGUUGUGGAGAUUUGGAUGUCCUAAACUGGUGGAAGCUAAACUCAAGCCGAUUUCCAAUCAUUGCAAACAUUGCAAGAGAUGUGCUGGCAAUACCUGUCUCCACCGUGACCUCUGAAUUUGCAUUUAGUCUUGGUGGAAGGGUGCUUGAUCCGUAUCGAAGUUCUCUGCCGCCAAUAACAAUGGAAGCUCUUAUUUGCGUCCAAGAUUGGCUUAUGGGAACUUCAUCGUUGCAUACAAGUGCAGAAUUUGAGAAUCUUGAAAAGAUUGAGCAAGAACUGAUUUCUUUACAUGAUGUUGCUGGUCUUGAUGAUGAUUGA